Molecule: messenger RNA, 3054 nt
Organism: Lithohypha guttulata
Lineage: Eukaryota; Fungi; Ascomycota; Eurotiomycetes; Chaetothyriales; Trichomeriaceae
Gene: LIG4
Product: DNA ligase (ATP)
Exons: 2
Coding region: 1-3054 (1017 amino acids)
Biological process (GO): double-strand break repair via nonhomologous end joining; DNA biosynthetic process; DNA recombination
Cellular component (GO): DNA ligase IV complex
Molecular function (GO): DNA binding; DNA ligase (ATP) activity; ATP binding
Source: RefSeq, a predicted model, not a curated record
AUGGGUCGGCGCUAUUCCGAUAGGGAGGGCAGUCCCGACGAUCAGGGUACGCAACCUGGAAAGAUAAACUAUGCGACCCAGCAAGAAGAAGAUGACCGCCUAUAUCCAAAUCGUCCGAGAAACAAACAUCAGACUCUGCCUUUCCGCACGUUAUAUCAAGAUCUCUUCGAUCCCCUGCUAGCUAACAAGUCAUCUAAUCAACCUAACAAACGGAGAAAGGUCGGUCUCAAGGCUGUCGACAGACGCAGCCCCCAUGAGAUACGUCGAGCUAUCAUCGAACGUUAUAUUUCAAGAUGGCGUCGAGACGUUGGCGACGACUUUUACCCCGCAAUGCGUCUCAUUCUGCCAGACAAAGACCGAGACCGAUCCAUGUAUGGCCUCAAAGAGAAGGUUCUGGCCAAAUACAUAAUCAAGAUUCUGAAAAUUGACAAGAACUCCGAGGAUGGUUACAACUUGUUGAAUUGGAAACAGCCUGGACAAAACUCGGCAGCUAAAAAGGCAGGUGAUUUUCCAGGCAGGGUGCAUGAGGUGAUCUCAAAACGUCCUUUUCGGACACAACCAGGCGAUAUGACUAUUGAUGAGGUCAAUUUACUUCUGAACGACUUGUCGAAAGCGUCGAGGGAGGACAAACAACUGCCGAUCAUAGAGCAAUUCUACCGCCAGAUGAACCCGGACGAGCUCAAAUGGCUGAUAUGCAUAAUUCUUCGAGUCAUGAACGUCGGAGCCACCGAGAAAACCUUCUUGAACAUCUGGCAUCCCGACGCUGAUGCACUAUUCAACAUUUCAAGCAGUCUCAAGAAACUAUGCUGGGAGUUAUGGAACUCUUCCGUACGAAUCAAUUCAGACGAGGACCGUGGGGUCGCGCUUUUCCAGUGCUUUCAGCCACAACUGGCAAACUUUCAACCUAAGAAGAUGAAUGCUAUUGUUGCCAGAAUGCAUGUGACUGAAGACGACCCUGAAUUCUGGAUUGAGGAGAAGUUGGAUGGUGAGCGAAUGCAGCUUCAUAUGAGAACCAGUACACAUGUGCGAAACAAAUCAGAUACCGACCGCGACCCCUGGAAAGAAUUCUCGUACUGGUCGAGAAAAGCUAAAGACUAUACUUACUUGUAUGGUUGCUCUUUCGACGAUGAGAAAUCAGCACUAACCAGACACUUGCGGAAUGCCUUCAAUGAAGGUGUAGAGAGCGUUGUGCUAGAUGGAGAAAUGAUUACGUGGGAUCCAAAAACGGACAAGAUGGUACCAUUCGGUACCCUCAAGACCGCAGCUCUAGAUCAGCAAAGUAACCCCUUCUCGGACGGACCCCGCCCCUUGUUCCGAAUCUUUGACAUUCUCUACCUCAAUGGUACCGACCUGACUCGUUAUGAUCUCAAAACCCGGAGGGAUGCAUUACAAAAGGUCGUCAAGCCAGUCGAACGACGCUUUGAAAUCCUUGAGUACACCACUGGCCGGACUUGGGACGAUAUCGAGAGAGCCCUCAGGAAGGUCGUCGCUGAAGCAUCGGAAGGACUUGUGAUAAAGAACCCACGAUCCAGGUAUCGACUCAAUGACCGCAACGACGACUGGCUCAAAGUCAAACCAGAAUACAUGGAAGAGUUCGGAGAGUCUCUGGACUGCCUCGUGGUUGGAGCUUACUAUGGUUCUGGUAGACGUGGGGGUGGAUUGUCGAGCUUCCUAUGUGGUCUGCGGUGUGAUUCCGAACCUGGCGCAGGCCCUUCCCAAAAGUUCCUAUCAUUCUUCAAAGUUGGCGGAGGCUUAGCUGCGAACGAUUACGCCAACAUAAAACAUCACACCGAGGGUAAAUGGAUCAAAUGGGAUGCCAAGAAUCCACCCACUGAAUGGGUUGAACUUGGAGGGGGUAUUCAACAUCAGCGUGAGCGACCAGAUGUUUGGAUCAAACCCGAAGAUUCGGUCGUCGUUCAAGCCAAGGCAGCAUCUGUCGGGCCUAGUGACGAGUUUGCAGUCAACCUGACCCUGCGGUUCCCACGUUUCCAGAAGCUACGCAGUGACAAGGAUUGGACAAGCGCUCUAGGUCUACAAGAGUUCUACGAGCUGCGUGCACUGGCAGAAACGCGUAAAGAGGAGAAUCAAGCUAAAGCGAAAAUGCAGGCUGCCUCAAGGAAGCGUGCUCAAACAGCUGAUCGGAAGAGGAGACCUCUUCAGGUUGCAGGUUACUCUCAGAAGUCUCUGGAUGGAGCUGCAAAUUACAAAGAACAGAGCGAACCAACGAGUGUCUUCCGUGGCUUAACCAUCUAUGUUAUGACUGGCUCGACUAGCCCGAAGAAAAUGACCAAGGUCGAACUCGAGAAGCUGGUCAAGUCUCAGGGAGGUAAGAUUAUCCAGACAGCAGAUGCGAGACCCAGCGAUGAUGGUACCCCACCCGAUGAGGUUGUUUGUAUAGCUUCGUCCCGUGCUGUACAUGUCGCUAGUUUACUCAAGAAGGGACAUCUGCCUGUGUUCAAGCCAGCUUGGAUAUUCGACUGCAUCGCUCAAGCACAUAUCGACAUAGAUGCCGGUCUCACUGAAAUGCCUUUGCGACCCGAGCUCGAUCGACAUGUUUUCUACUCGCCAGAUGAUCGUAAGGAAAUCUAUCAGGGUGAAGUUGAUCAAUAUGGUAAUAGCUUCGCCCGUGACACCACUAUUGAUGAGCUGAAGGCAUGCAUGAACCAUAUGGAUGACAUCAAAGACAUGGAUUUCGAUCGACGCUUAUUGGACUUGGUGAGCGAAUCACCUGGCUGCAUGUUUCAGAAUACAGUAUUGUACUUUGUUCGCCUAGAAGAAGAGAGCGAUGCAACGACGCAAGAUUCAAUUUCCAAAUCCGAAAACGCUGAAGUCGUCGCUAGGUUUGCUGGUGCCAGAAUCUCGUUGAGCUUAGACGAUGAGGCCACAACACAUGUCGUGGUCGAUGCUGGUUUCGAAAAUUCCAAGGAGCUCAGAAAACUGCGGCAUAAGAUUGCAGAGAGAAAGCUUCUGCCACGACUGGUGACAGUUGAGUGGAUUACGACGAGCUGGGCAGAGGAAACACGACUGGACGAAGAGAGGUUUGCACCCUUGUAG